UGAUUCUUCACGCUCACUCAUGCAACCAGUGCCCACCUCCCACCCACCUACAUCUCUCUCUCCUCCCCUUCCCCGAUGGUGCUUCCCUCCUUCCCCUCUUCUUCACCUUCCACACCUUGAAACUUCAUGAACCAAGCAGAAGCAGUAACAACGAGUCACAUGUGAUUGCAUUACGAUGAGGCUGCUUCCACCGGUCACUGUUGUUCUUGCUGUUGUUUGCUUCUAUGGCCUGCAGCUCGCCUGCUCGCUGAACCAAGAAGGACUAUACCUGUUGGAGGCCAGGCGCGGCCUGGUCGACCGCUCCGACGUCCUCUCCAGCUGGGACGCCCGCGACGCGACCCCCUGCGCCUGGAAAGGCGUCACCUGCUCUUCCGCCGACCCACCCGUCGUCACCGCCGUCAACCUCAGCGGCCUCGACCUCGAGGGCCCCUUCCCUUCCUCCCUCUGCCGCCUUCCAAGCCUCACCUUCCUCUCCCUGUCAUCGAACUACAUCAACUCCUCCCUCACCGACGCCGACAUCGCCGGCUGCGCCGCGCUGUCCCACCUCGACCUCUCGGAGAACUACCUCGUUGGCCCGCUUCCCGACGCCCUCGCGAAGCUGCCCCGCCUGACUCACUUCGUCAUCACCAGCAACAACAUCUCCGGCGCCAUUCCGCCCUCUUUUGGCCACUUCCCUAGCAUCGAGACGCUGUCGCUGGUGUCCAAUCUGCUCACUUCCACCAUCCCUUCCUUCCUCGGCAAUCUCACCACGCUCCGCGAGCUCAACCUGGGGUACAACCCCUUUGAUGCCGGGCCGAUACCGGCGUCACUCGGGAACCUAUCCUCGCUGACGAACCUCUUCCUCCCCGGCUGCAACCUCGUCGGCGAGAUCCCGCCGUCGCUCGGCCGGCUCUCGCUGCUCACCAACCUGGACGUCUCCACCAACCACCUACAUGGCAGCAUCCCGCAGUUCGUCACCCAUCUCUCGAGCGUCAUACAGAUCGAGUUGUACAAAAACUCGCUCUCCGGCCGCAUCCCGGCUGGGCUCGGCAAGCUCCCCAACUUGCGCCGCUUCGACUUCUCCCUUAACCGACUCGAAGGGUCGCUUCCUGAUGACAUCUUCGACGCGCCGCUGCUUGAGAGCGUGCAUCUCUACUCGAAUCAGCUGAGUGGCGGCAUCCCUGCCGGCGUCGCCCGCUCCAAGAACCUGGUUGAUCUCCGGCUGUUCAUGAACCAACUCACUGGCUCCGUCCCCCCAGAUCUCGGCAAGAAUUCUCCGUUGGUGAAUCUCGAUUUGUCGGAGAAUUUGCUUUCUGGCGUGAUCCCUGCGAGCAUCUGUGACCGCGGCGCUUUGCAGCAGCUGCUCCUGAUCGACAACUCCUUCUCUGGCAGGCUGCCCGACGGCCUUGGGAGGUGCCGGACUCUCGUCCGAGUCCGGCUCUCGCGCAACAAACUAAGCGGCCCGGUACCGAGCGGGCUUUGGGGUCUGCCGCACGUUUCACUCCUUGAUCUGAACAAUAACGCCUUCUCCGGUGGGAUCUCCCCGGUCAUCUCGAGUGCCGCCAAUCUCUCGAAGCUCCUCAUCGACGACAACCAGUUCUCCGGCAGCAUCCCAUCAGAAAUGGGAGUUUUGUCGAAGCUGUAUGAAUUCUCCGCCGCCAACAACCGGCUGACGGGGCCGCUCCCUGCGUCGCUCGGCAACUUAGCAGAGCUCGGCCAGCUCAGCCUCCAUGACAAUUCCCUCUCUGGCGAGCUGCUCCGUGGGAUCCAGUCCUGGAAGAAGCUCAGCGAGCUCAAUCUCGCCAACAAUGGAUUCACAGGUGGAAUUCCUCCGGAGCUUGGCUCUCUCCCGGUACUCAACUACCUCGAUCUUUCCGGCAACAGCCUCACUGGCGAGAUCCCCAUACAACUGCAGAACCUGAAGCUGAACCAGUUCAACUUAUCCAAUAACGAGCUCUCGGGUGCUAUUCCGCCUAUGUUCGCGAGGGAGGCCUACCGCAGUAGCUUCUUGGGCAAUCCGGGCCUCUGUGGAGACAUCCCUGGGCUAUGCCCUGUCUCAGGAGGAAGUGCCAGGGGUGGCCAUGGGUUCACUUGGUUGCUUCGGGCGAUCUUUCUGCUUGCCGGAUUUGUCUUCAUCGUUGGCAUGGCGUGGUUCUACUGGAGGUACAAGCAAUAUAAGAAAGCCAGUGAUAAGUCGAAGUGGACGCUGAGGUCGUUCCACAAAUUAGGAUUCAGCGAGUAUGAAAUCCUGGACAGCCUCGAGGAAGACAGUGUGAUCGGCAGCGGCGCCUCAGGAAAGGUCUACAAGGUCGGGCUCAGCAAUGGAGAGACAGUUGCAGUGAAGAAGCUGUGGGGAACAUCGGAGAAAGAUGUUGAGCAUUUGGAUCAGGUUGUAGAUGAUGCCUUUGAAGCAGAGGUAGCGACGUUGGGGAAGAUUAGGCAUAAGAAUAUCGUGAAGCUUUGGUGCUGUUGCAGUCACAAGGAUCGUAAGCUUCUGGUUUAUGAAUAUAUGCCUAAUGGCAGCUUGGGGGACUUGCUGCAUAGCAGUAAAGGAGGGCUUCUGGACUGGCCUACGAGGCUCAAGAUCGCCAUGGAUGCCGCAGAGGGUCUCUCUUAUCUGCACCAUGACUGUGUGCCACCGAUCGUGCACAGAGAUGUUAAGUCCAACAACAUCCUCUUGGAUGGAGAAUUCGGGGCUAAGGUAUCCGAUUUCGGGGUUGCCAAAGCUGUCGAGGUGAUCGGGAAGGGGCCUAAAUCGAUGUCGGCCAUCGCAGGUUCUUGUGGAUACAUAGCCCCAGAAUAUGCAUACACUCUUCGGGUGAACGAGAAGAGCGACAUAUAUAGCUUCGGAGUGGUAAUUCUAGAGCUCGUAACAGGGAAGCUCCCCGUCGAUCCUGAGUAUGGAGAGAAAGACCUGGUGAAGUGGGUAUCUGUCGCAAUGGAACAGAAGGGCGUGGAGCAAGUGAUCGACCCCAAGCUCGAUAUCUCCCACAAGGAGGAAAUCAGCAUUGUCCUCGACAUCGGUCUUCUUUGUGCCAGCUCCCUCCCCAUUAAUCGUCCAUCGAUGAGAAGAGUAGUGAAGAUGCUGCGAGAAGUAAGCAUGCAAAACAAGCCCAAGACUCCGAAGAAGGAUGGGAAGCUGUCUCCUUACUACUAUGAAGACCGUUCUAAUCAAGGGAGCACCGUAUGAAGAUGGCCUUUCUCCCGUUGCGCCAGAAGCUAAUGGCAAACACUCAAGUCUAAUUCGAUAUCGAUUUGCAACUUUAGACAGAGUAGCUCACAAGGCCUGAAGACAGUAGUGUAGAUCUACUGGCUUAUUCCUGGCAGAGUAAUCCCUGGCUUACACACAUUUAUUGGACUUCUAUAUGGGUAAUGGGGGUGUUCUUGAGCAAUUAGCUUAAGUAUUUUAUGUCAGUAAUGACUGGUCUUUUUUCCUAUUUGCUGGUGGCCAAGCAGUGUACCAUCAAUAGUUACUAAUAUGUUGUUAUGCUUCUCUUUUUGGAUCA
This is a messenger RNA of Musa acuminata subsp. malaccensis (wild Malaysian banana), 3485 nucleotides long. RefSeq names its product receptor-like protein kinase HSL1. Gene Ontology annotation, biological process: protein phosphorylation. Gene Ontology annotation, molecular function: protein kinase activity; ATP binding; protein binding. Lineage: Eukaryota; Viridiplantae; Streptophyta; Magnoliopsida; Zingiberales; Musaceae. The record is from RefSeq and is a predicted model, not a curated record.